This is a messenger RNA of Trichomonas vaginalis G3, 1131 nucleotides long. RefSeq lists its product as uncharacterized. The transcript has a single exon. The record is from RefSeq and is a predicted model, not a curated record. NCBI's taxonomy places the organism in Eukaryota, Parabasalia, Trichomonadida, Trichomonadidae. Bases 1 to 1131 code for a protein of 376 amino acids.
AUGAUGUUCCAUGACAACGAGAAGUACCAACCACCUUAUCUUACAGUUAACAAAAAUGUCUUGAAGAAGGAGUACUCAAAUAAAGAAAAGAUCCAUGCAGAGUUUACCUAUCAAAAGAACGAAGCAAAAUCUCUUCCAGUAACAGGUGCAGCUAAAAUAUUCCAAGUAGGAGCUAAAGUACCAUUAAAAUCUGAAACAUUUAAGAAUGCAGAAAAUAAUGGAGAUAUUAAAGUAGAUUUAGAUCCAGUUCCUCCAGGAGAUUAUGUUCUUGUACUUUCUGCAGAAUAUGGUUCAGAAUAUGAUCAAAGUAAUGAAUACAGACAUUACUUCACAGUUCCAGCCAAUAAAAAGCCAAUUGUAGAAAUGGUAGAUCAAGGUUAUGAAUAUUACAUUCCAAAUACUGAUGUCACAUUCAAGGCCAAAAUAACCGAUCAAGACAAGGAUGAUACAAAGUUCACCACUCAAGUAUUCUUCGAUGGCAAGGUUGUUCAAGAAAUCAAUGAUCUCCAAAAUUCUGAAGAUGUUAAGACAUUUUCUUUCAAGAUCCCACCAAGAACAAAGGCAUAUACAUAUGAUGUCAAGCUUGUUGUCAGCGAUGGAAAGGAUUCAACAGAACACGAAUUCAAGAUCAAAUUCAAGAGCAACUCCAAGCUCAGUGUCAGCUAUGAAUUGAAGGAAGAAUUGACAGCUUACAACCCAGGUGACAAAGUUGAAUUAACAGCUGUUGUCGUUGACCCAGACGUCAACUUUGACUCCAAGUUCACAAUCUCAGUUCUUUAUGGCGAUACUCAGAAGCUCAAGGAAGAGAAGAAGAACGAAAAUGGUAUCAUCAGAGUUCCAAUCACAAUCGAAAUCCCAGCUGACGAAAAGUCUACUGCUGUCGAUGUCAAGAUCAAGGUUCAGAGCCAGAACGAACUUGAUUGGAUUGGAUUAACUCUUAAUAUUAACCAGCCACAGCCAAAUCAAGAAGGUGGUGAUGGAUCUGGUGGAGCUGAUAAGGCUGAAGGAAAAGAUACAAAGGUAGAUAAUAAGAAUAAUAACAAGGCAUUAAUUGCAGUACUUGUCGUUCUCAUUGUCUGCUGCGUUGCGGUAGUUGCUUUUAUUUUCUAUAUUCUCAUCAAGAUGAAAUAA